AUGGAGAAAGAAUUCUGGGCAAUCUAUAUAGAUCCUGAUCAGUGUGACUCCAACCCUUGCCAGAAUGGUGGGACCUGUAUUGAUAGGCCUCAGGACUACUUUUGCAUUUGUCCUCCAGAACACGAAGGCAGAAAUUGUGAAAUAGGACCAGAAACCAAGCUGAAAUGCUUUUUUAAAAAUGGCAAUUGUGAGCAGUUUUGUGUAGAUUCCCCAACCACAUUAAGACAGUGCUCUUGUGCAGAGGGAUACAGGCUAGCAAGUGACCAAGUAUCCUGCAUCGCAGAAGUUGAUUAUCCCUGUGGGAAAAUACCUGUUCUGGCAAAAAGGCCAAAUCAGCAAGGAAGAAUCGUGGGUGGUUAUGACUGUCCUCCAGGCGAAUGUCCGUGGCAAGCACUCAUAACAGAAAAUGGAAAUGAAAAAUGUGGAGGUAUUCUGGUUGCUCCAUCCUGGGUCAUUUCAGCAGCUCACUGCUUUUCUCAUCUCCGCAAAGAAAAUCUCAGGAUAAGGCUUGGUGAAUACCAUCUCAACCAUAGAGAUGAAGGUGAACAAGAAAGACGAGUUGAUGAAUUAAUAAUCCAUGAAAAUUAUUCUUUCAAAACCGUUGACAAUGACAUCGCCUUGCUGCACUUAUCAGCCCCAGUCAAUUUCUCUGAGUAUGUGGUACCCAUCUGCUUGCCACCUCCUCGAUUUGCAGCAGACAUAUUAAACUAUGUUGAAUUCUCCACAGUGAGUGGGUGGGGGCGUCUCUUGGAAGGCGGAUCAACUUCAGCACUUCUUAUGCGAGUGGAAGUCCCCAAAAUACACAAAAAGGAAUGUGUUCGGCACACUAAAUUCAAUAUUACAGACAACAUGUUCUGUGCAGGUUAUCUCGAUGGGAGUAAAGAUUCUUGUGAAGGUGACAGUGGUGGACCUCAUGUAACUGAAUACAAAAAUACUUGGUAUCUAACGGGACUUGUGAGCUGGGGUAAAGGGUGUGCUGCAAUAGGAACAUAUGGAGUUUAUACAAAAGUUAUAAAAUAUCAUCAGUGGCUAAAUAACCAUAUGGAUUCCUAAUACAUAUUGCUUCCAAAUUUCCCUUUCUUUGCCCAAAUCCAUAAUAUUUAAUGUUGGAAUUUAGCUUAUAACUGGCUCAUAUAUUUUAAAUUAGAUUCUACAUUUUAAAUCUGUAGUAAAACUUCAAUUUAAUUAACUGCCAUUAAAUAAUUUUCCUAGUUU
Molecule: messenger RNA, 1215 nt
Organism: Pseudonaja textilis
Lineage: Eukaryota; Metazoa; Chordata; Lepidosauria; Squamata; Elapidae
Source: RefSeq, a predicted model, not a curated record